AUGGAGUUUACGAGAUAUCAUAAGUUUUUAGCAUUAAUGAUGGUAGUAACUGGUUCAAUUAAUACACUAAGUACAAAUUGGGCAGACCAAAUUAAGUCUAAAGGAUCCGAUGGUGAGGAGAGAAAGUUUAAUCAUCCAUUUUUACAGGCUGCGUGCAUGUUUCUUGGUGAAAUAUUGUGCCUUUUGACAUUCAAAUUAAUUUACUUCAAAACAAGAAAUAGUGGGGGUCACCCUCUUACUAGUGGAAGUCAAGAUUUCAAUCCUUUUAUUCUAAUGCCCGCCGCCAUGUUUGAUUUGGUUGGUACUUCAAUAAUGUAUAUAGGUCUUAACUUGACUUAUCCCAGCAGUUUCCAAAUGUUCAGAGGCUCCAUUAUUGUUUUCGUAGCUGUUCUAUCAACUACAUUCCUUAACAGACAAAUCAUAAAAAGGGAAUGGUAUGGAAUAUUAAAUGUAACCUUGGGGUUGAUCAUCGUUGGUGUCACCGAUGCCUCAUAUCAAUCACCAGGUGAAACAAAAGGCAGGAACAGUCUGAUCACAGGAGAUCUGUUAAUCAUAGUGGCUCAAGUCGUGUCAGCUUGCCAAAUGGUGUAUGAGGAAAAAUAUGUUGCAGGGCUAAAUAUCCCGCCGUUGCAAGCAGUUGGUUGGGAGGGUAUAUUUGGAUUCUCUGUGCUCUCGGUCCUGCUGGUCGCUUUCUACUGGAUACCUGCCCCUCCCCACUUUAGUCACAACCCAAAUGGUACUAUCGAAGAUGCCAUUGAUGGCCUGGUUCAAAUAGGUAACAAUCCAAUACUCCUCUGCGCCGUCUUGGGUACAAUUGUUUCGAUAGCCUUCUUUAAUUUCUCUGGAAUAAGCGUUACCAAAGAAAUGUCAGCGACUCACAGAAUGAUCUUAGAUUCAGUCAGAACUCUCGUAAUCUGGUUGUUCUCAAUUGGUGUCGGCUGGCAAGUCUUCCAUUGGCAACAUGUUAUAGGCUUCGCGAUUCUUAUCAUUGGAAUGUGUGGUUAUAACGGGGUGCUGCCAGAUUGCUCUGCACGACGUUCGCAAUCAGAUGCAGUGAUACAUAACGAGGCCGAUAGACUGGAAGAAGCUUGA
Molecule: messenger RNA, 1092 nt
Organism: Leptosia nina
Lineage: Eukaryota; Metazoa; Arthropoda; Insecta; Lepidoptera; Pieridae
Source: the annotation of a GenBank genome assembly